Tupaia belangeri chinensis (Chinese tree shrew) is the source of this 951-nucleotide messenger RNA. Its product is annotated as olfactory receptor 11A1. Bases 1 to 951 code for a protein of 316 amino acids. The record is from RefSeq and is a predicted model, not a curated record. Gene Ontology annotation, cellular component: membrane. NCBI's taxonomy places the organism in Eukaryota, Metazoa, Chordata, Mammalia, Scandentia, Tupaiidae. The transcript has a single exon. Gene Ontology annotation, biological process: G protein-coupled receptor signaling pathway. Gene Ontology annotation, molecular function: olfactory receptor activity; G protein-coupled receptor activity.
AUGGUGAUCUCAUACUGGGAAAACCAAACAGUGAUAGUGGAAUUUGUUCUUCAAGGAUUUUCUUCCAUCCGACAGUUAAAUAUUUUCCUCUUUAUGACAUUUUUAGUUUUCUACAUCUUAACUGUUUCUGGAAACGUCCUGGUUAUCCUCCUAGUUUUGUUCAACCAUCACCUCCAUACCCCCAUGUACUUCUUUCUGGUGAACUUGUCUGUUCUGGAGAUCUGGUAUACUUCUAACAUCAUCCCCAGGAUGUUGCUGAUUAUCAUAGCUGAACAGAAGACUAUCUCUGUGGCUGGCUGCUUGGCACAGUUUUACUUGUUUGGAUCUCUGGCUGCAACAGAGUGCCUCUUACUUGCUGUAAUGUCCUAUGACCGUUACUUGGCCAUCUGCCAACCUCUUCAAUACCCCAUCCUCAUGACUGGCUCCUUCUGUGUCAGGCUGGCUGCCAGCUCUUGGCUCUGCUGCUUCCUCCUCACAGCAAUCACCGUGAUUCUGCUGUGUAGACUCACCUUCUGUGGAGCUAAUGAAAUUGAUCACUUCUUUUGUGACUUUGCCCCCCUGGUUCAUCUCUCUUGCAUGGACACCUCUUUGACUGAGACCAUUGCUUUUGUCACCUCUUCUGCAGUGACUCUGGUCCCAUUUCUCCUCAUCACAGCCUCCUACUUCUGCAUCCUCACAGCUAUCCUAAAAAUCCCAUCUGGCACAGGCCAGAGAAAAGCCUUCUCUACUUGCUCCUCCCACCUUACUGUGGUCGCAGUGUUUUAUGGGACACUGAUUGCUACAUACCUCGUGCCCUCAGCCAACUCUUCCCAACUCUUGCAUAAAGGAUUCUCUCUGCUCUACACCAUCCUGACACCCAUGUUUAACCCCAUCAUUUAUAGCCUGAGAAAUAAAGACAUCCACAAAGCUUUGAAGAAGUGCUUGAGUAAGAAGUCAGGUUUUCUCAGAUGA